AUUGUAAGAUGGUCACAUUAAAAUCACUUUAGUUGACAACCCUACAACGCAUAUGUUUUUGAAAUACACGUGCAGAAGCAUUCUUUUUAUUUAAUGCUAUUUAUUUAACAGUUUGAUAAAUAAAAAGAUGCCGGCAGCCGUGGCCUCAGGUGUGCAAUUGGGCGGACCACCCAAAAACAAGAAGAUCGUGUUCGACGACUCGGGCGAGGCUGUAGCCAAGCCCAACAAAAAGGACCACUCCAAGAACGCUGCCCCCAAGGAGCAGGUGAAAAAGCCCACAAAAAUCAAGUUUGGGGAGGAUGGUAAAGCUGUAUCGCAGAAACCAUUUAACAAAAGUCACCAGAAUGGCCAAAGGCAGCAAAAGACCAAGUUCGGAGACGAUGGCGAACCUCUAGCCCAGAAACCUUUCAACAAAGGCCACCAGAAAUUCAAUGGACAGAAGCCUGGUUUCGAAAAGAAGCCCCAGAAGAUAAAGUUUAAUGAUGACGGAGCCCCUCAGAAGCAGUUUAACAAAAACCAGAAACAAAAUGGCCAAAAGCCUUUCAACAAAAACGGAGCCAAACCGGAUCAGGCUAAGAAAUCACAUAAAAUAAAGUUCGAGGAUGAAUCCAGUCCAGCAGGAAGCACAGAAAAGUCCAAGAAACCGCAGCGCAUUAAGUUCGAUGAGGAUGGAGCUGGGAAGAGUGUAUCCGAUAGCGAGGGCGAUAGCGACGUGGAACUGGGAGCUGUCCUUAAAAAGCACAACAAGUACCACUCCAAGGCGGACGAGGACGAAGCGUCCCAAAAGAAGUGGUACAAUGUGCAUCCCGAUUAUCCCUCAACCGAUGAAGUGCUGGACAUGAAGGAGAACGAGCAGCUGGAGCUGUUUAAUCUCUGCAAGAGUUCCUUCGAGGCGGAGAAGAACACGUUCAAUAAGCGAAACCCCACCGAUGCUCGCUGGUUGCAGACCGCUCUCCACAAAGGUACGGCCAAGGAUCGGGCCAACGCCGGAGCUCUGCUGGUGACGAGCAAUCCCCUGGGCAACCUAGAAGCCCUCACAACGCUUAUCGGUUUCUGCAAGCUCUCCAACAAGGCCAGCAACGAUGUGAUUGCCGUGUUGACGGAUCUGUGGCAGGAGGUGCUGCUGCCGCCCAACAGGAAGCUGCUGGCCAUCCACACCCGCGGUGCAGAUUGGAAGAAGCUGAAGAAGGACGAGACGCUGCACAAGGAGCAGCAGCGACGCAUUUAUGCCUACUGGUACUUCGAGAGCGAGUUGAAGGAUCAGUACCACGAGUUUCUCAAGAAUGUGAUGCAGGGACUGCAGACGGGGCAGGAGCACAACAAGAACUCCUCGAUUGUGGCGGCCGCUAGGCUGCUGUCCUUCGCCCCAGAGAAGGAGCAGAUGCUGCUGACGAUGCUGAUCAACAAACUGGGUGAUCCCGUGCCGAAAGUCGCCUCCAAGGCGCUGCACCAUCUCAGUGAAGUGGCCCAGCGGCAUCCGAACAUGUGCGGCGUGAUUGUGGCGGAAGCCGAGAAGCUUCUGUUCCGGAACAACAUUUCGGAGAGAGCCCAACACUUUGCAUUGUGCUUCCUCUCCAGCAUCGCCCCAUCCGGCCGGCCGGAGGUCUGUACCAAGUUGGUCAACAUCUGCUUCGCUCUGUUCAAGGUCCUGGUCCAGAAGGGAGCGGUGAACAAUCGCACCAUGCAGGCCAUCCUGCGGUGUCUACAGAAAGCCAUUGUAGAAGCUCAGCCGGCGAAGGACAGCAACGGAGAGCUGCUGAACAAGGAAAUGCAGGACACCAUCUAUCGGCUGGUCCACUUGGCGGACAUUCGGGUCAGCAUUCAGACCCUGGGACUUCUCCUUCAACUCAUCACGGUGAAGACCGAGAAGUCGGAUCGUUUCUACAACGCCUUGUACGUGAAGCUCUUGGACCUCAAUCUCGUCAAUGUGGGCAGCAAGACGGCGGCUCACCUCCUGCACAUCGUGCACCGCGCCAUCCACAUCGACAACCAUGUGGCCAGGGCCCAGGCGUUCAUUAAGCGCCUCCUGCAGAUCACGCUGUACGCUCCCCCCCACAUUGCAGCCGGUUGCUUGAUCGUUCUCCACAAGCUGCUGCGCAUGCGCCGGGAGCUGGUAGGAGGCAGCGGAGCGUCCGAAGUGGUAGCGGCUGGAGCUGCAGUCAUUCUGCCAACAGAUGCAGAUCUAGACAAGUUUGGCAGCGACGAUGAAGAGGUCUACAAGGACGUGAAGGAGGAGAAAGAAGAGACCGAAGAUAAGUCCCAGUCGAAGGAGGAAAAGGACGAGAAGAGCAAUGGCUCCUCGUGGCAUCAUGCCAGCGUGGCAGCCACAGAGUCCAAGGUGCGAGAUAUCGAUUCCUGCAAGUACGAUCCGUAUCACCGCGUUCCUGCUUUUGCCGGAGCAGGUUAUGCCCUUCGGAAUGAGCUCGUGCUGCUGCGCAAUCACUAUCAUCCGACUGUCCAGGUCUUUGCCGAACAGAUCCUUCAGCAGGCCCGCAUCGAUUACUAUGGUGAUCCGUUGAGGGAUUUCGGACUGCCACACUUCUUGGAGCGCUUCGCGUUCAAGAAUCCCAAAAAGCUGGAGAACUCGCAGGCGGCGGAAAGCGCCACCGUGGCCCACAAGCGCUACAUGGCGCAAGGAGGUCGUGGGAAGCCGGUGAAGUCACUGACCAAGGCCAACUGCACCGAGGACGAGAUGUUCAUCUUCAACUUCCUGGAGCACAAGCGGCGGCAGGCGGAGAUCGUGGCCCAGAGCCAGAAGAAGAAGGGCGUGAAAAAGGAGGAUGCCGACGGCGAUGAAGACGCCGAGGGGGAUGGGGAGUACCUGAAGGAGGGAGAGGUAGGCGACGACGAGUUCGAAGCCUAUCUGGACGGUUACUUUGGCAAGAAAUUCAAGGACGGCGGCGAUGCCGAAGAGGAGGAGGACGAAUUGAACUUCCUCGAGGAGCUGGGCGGCGAGAUGCAGGCGGACAAGUCCAAGAAGGACAAGAAGAAGAAGAAGUCGGCAGAGAAAGAGGAGGACGACAUGGAGGACAUCGACGACGACUGGGGCGAUGAUGACCUGGGAGAGGAGGAUGAUGAUGAUGAGAUGGCCGGUCCUGGCGAGGAUCAUUCGGACGACGAAACAGGAUCCAUAGACUUGGAGCCACUGGACGAUGAUGAUGACGAGGGUUCCAUUUCCGAUGGCGACACCAGCGACAUGCCCGAGAGUCCGGACGAAGAUGGCGAUGACGAUGACUUGGAUGCGCCGCCCAAGUCCAAGAAGUCGCGCAAGGACUCCGGCAGCAUGGUGGAUGGACGCAGCUUCGCCAAGACCCUCAAGCAGAGUCAUGACAUGUCCUCGCUGUUCGCUGCCGCCGACGACUUCUCGUCCAUGCUGGAGGAGAGCGCCAAGGUGAAGGGCCAGGGCACGAGCAAUGCCGUCUUCAACAAGGACAAGUCCUCCGCCAAGCAGAUGAAGUGGGAGGAGAACCGCAGAUCCAAUACGAAAACCUACACGGGCAAGAAGUUCGCCGGGAAGAAGUCGGCCGGAAAAGGCGGAAAACUGCAGAAGGCUGGCAAGAAACGGAAACACUAGCAUCCCAGCGACAGGAUAGGUUAAGGAUGUAAAAAUACACAGAGACAAAAAAAAAACAUUAAAAAGGAUAACAUUUUUAAGGAAAAACAAGGAUGUAAUUGGAAAUGCUUUAUUUUAACUGCAUUUUGAUAUUGGUUUUAUUUACAAACUUUGGUGACUUAAUCGCUAGCAACUUGUUUCUCUCCUGUUCCACUCCUGUCCACAUUCUUCUUCCUCCAAGGAUCUCUCCUCUAUCCUGUAACUACAUAUAAUCCGUAUAACACUUUGGCCGAACUGUAAAAAUCGGUUUCAAUACGAUUUGAUUGCUUUCUCCUGACCUCCCAUAUCUAUGUGGGUGGUGGAGUCUAUGGUCUAGUUCUGGGAGGGGCUACUGCGGAUCUUAACCUAUGACGAAUUAAUUAGCUUUAGCCGAUCUUUAUCUUGAUGUCAAUUCGAUAUAAAAACUCUUGCCAAACAGGUCCUUAGCUUCUAAAAUGUACGGAUUAGUUUAACUUUUCGUAUCGCUACUCCUUUUUUUUCCAUCCAUCUGUUUUCUAAGGCAACUUGUUAAAAGGCAACUUUAAUAUAAAUGUUAUUUGUUUUAUACUAAAAUUUACACCGAGUUUUUAUAUAAUUAUACAUUAACAUCCAGUUAUUAUUUUUUUUUAUCGACUUUAUAGCAAAUUUACAGAGAUAUGUGGUUUGAUUUUUGGGAUUUCCUUCGGCGGAGGGGAGAGGGGCGGGGCUGUCUUCUAAAAAACAUAAUACACUUUAUAAAAAAAUGAUAUAAAAAUAAUAAUAAUAGUAUGAUCCAUUGUUUUAGAUUUUUAUUGGCUUCCAUGGGGGGGUUGUUUCAUAUUGCUUAACCAUAAAUAAAAUAGGUCUAACUCGCGGGAGGGGAAUUAAACAAAGAAAAUACUUAACAAAACAAUUAAAAUGUGAUUGCCAUUAUAACAACUCCUACUAGGACUAUCAGCGGUUCCUCAUCUGCUUAUCUGCUUGUGGGCGUGCCUGCGACAGCACUCGCACUCCCUCAGCUUCCGCAGCUCGGCACUCCGGAGCAGAUGGAUGCGAUGGUGCCUCUUGCCUCGUUUCCGCGGUAUCAUCGUAAUGGAUGUCUUGAAUUUGGGCAACUUGUGUAAUUUUUUUUGCACUGAAAUUAGUUUGGAAAUCGAUUAGGGAUCGGGAGUUGCAGUCGGAAUUUACAAUUCCCAGUGCAAUGGGACAUGGGUGGCUAUCUCUAUCCUGGGUUGGUUUUCAGUUAAGGGGGGGGAGUAGUGAUAGUUCCGACCUAAAAAUAUAAGUGGACUGAGUAAUGGGUCUCCCUUCUGGCUUCUAAUUAGUGAUUUUUUUUCGAUCUUUGUUGUCCAUUGAUUUCCUAGUUUUUGCAUUUUUUUUUUAGUUUUAUGUUUUUUGUUAAUUUGUUUUUUUUUUUUACAUUUAAGCUAUUCAAAUAAUUAACUAG
Messenger RNA from Drosophila ananassae, 5018 nucleotides. RefSeq lists its product as uncharacterized. Lineage: Eukaryota; Metazoa; Arthropoda; Insecta; Diptera; Drosophilidae. Bases 128 to 3574 code for a protein of 1148 amino acids. The record is from RefSeq and is a predicted model, not a curated record. Gene Ontology annotation, cellular component: nucleus. The transcript has 5 exons.